Molecule: messenger RNA, 1251 nt
Organism: Aureobasidium musti
Lineage: Eukaryota; Fungi; Ascomycota; Dothideomycetes; Dothideales; Saccotheciaceae
Source: the annotation of a GenBank genome assembly
AUGGUUGCUAGUACUGGUGUUCAGGAUGACAUACAUGUCGUCUUUAUCUCGUGUCCCUUGUACGUUCAUGCAACGCGAAACAUCAUCGACAAUGUGAAUUUCAUCCCGCUCAAAGGCCUCGCAGAAUACGAUCCUGACAAUUUGUCAGUGACGUUUCCGGAAAGGGCACUUCAACCUCUAGAUGAGACUCUUGCAUUGUGGGAUAUCGAGCAUAUCUUCUUUGGAGCAUUGCAUGACCAAUUCGAGGUAUUGAGGGAUAUCAUUGAGUCGCCUGAACUGAGAGACAAGCGUGUUGUGGUUGUUUCUGACUGGCUGGUGACUGGAACUUUGCCGAUAUCAUUGAAUAGUCCGCAUGUCCGCCAAGUCCCUGUCAUCGCAAUAGGGCACAGUGUCUUCUUCGGGCUGAGCAAAGACUGCGCACCGUUCGGGACGGGACUACCGCCACAAAGCGAAGAGCGAAAUCUGGAAUUGAACGCCAUAACCAAGGAAAUGUUCGGCAAAGUCUACGCUGGAGCCAAGCAUAUCAUGGCANGGUACGAAUGUUCAAGUGGCCUUGAACAUGAGUUUGUGGUCGAAGACAUGAUUUACUCCGCGGAUCGCUUCUUCCAACUUUGCGUGCCUCAGCUGGAGUAUCCGAGGUCUGACUUGCCGCCCAAUGUCGAAUUUACUGGCGCUUUGCUCGGCAAAAAUGACAACAAGAGCGAGCCGGAUUGGUUUGACAGUUUUGUUCGUCAAGGUGAUGGGCGGCCGCUCGUUGUGGUCACAUCUGGAACUGCAGCAUCUGCUGACGUGGAGCAACUGAUAAUGCCGACAAUCGAAGCCUGUCGCUCGCUCCCAGUAAGAGUCGUCGUCUGCGCCGUCAAUCUCACCCUACCCAAGGAUAUCUCGAUGCCGGAGAAUGUAAAGGUGGCUAGAUGGAUACCAUUCGAAGAGCUUUUCAAGCAUGCCUCUCUUGUAGUUUCCAACGGAGGAUUUGGCGGCAUUACCCAGGCGUUCGCGGCUGGUGUACCUAUGAUUCUUGCAGGUGUCACCGAGGACAAGAUGGAGACUACCGCUCGUGCUGCAAUGACGGGAGCUGCGAUUAAUCUUCAGACACAAACACCUAGUGCAGACCAAGUCAACCAAGCGAUCGAGACGAUGACAGCGGAAGCGGACUAUAAAGAGAACGCACUUGAGCUGAAAAGGGUGUAUGCUUCGUAUGACACUCUAGGCAUUAUCGAGAGGGCCGUGAGAGUAACAGCCAAGGCCUGA